CCUCUGCAGACUCUUGGUGGCUGGGAAGAGAGGAGGGAGACAUCCAGCAGCCACUCGGCCAGUAUUGUUUUUAACCUUUUUGCGUUGAGGAAAACCAGGAAUUUGUGCUUUUCGUGUCGGGGACAAUGGUAUAGUGACGGACACUUUCCUGUUCUUGACACCGCCUAAUAUCCUGACUUACUUUUCUAUAAAGGGGAGGCUGCGGUUUCUUUCCAGCUUACUGGCUACAGUUCUUCAGGUCUUCUGUAAUACUUUCACCUCGCUAUGUGCGAGUACUGAAGACGGCCGUCUUUCCUGGCAACUUUUGACCCGUUUCUACGGAUGAAGUGACUCAAGAGGAGUAAGUUCAGAGGGCAGCUUGCCUUGGAGGGACCAGCUGAUCUCAAGGUGUAGCAUCUUCUGAGCUGCAACAAGAGCUCGCUGCCUUACACCAGGGCAACCCAGGAAGGUCACAGACCAGGAGAAGCAAAUCCCUUGAAAGACGAGAAAUUCGGAUUUUGGGACAAUCGGUUGGACGUCGCAGAAUGGCGGGGAUAUACGGAUGCUUUAAGGGCAGGAAAUGAAGCGGAGGAUGUCACCACUGGGAGCCAGCUUUGGAAGUGGGCACAGUGACGACGCUGCCAUGGCAUCAGGAGCUCCAGAGUCGGUGACCAAUCAGGAGCCUGCUGAGGUCCAGGAAGAUUGCUCAGGAAAGAAGAAAUCCAAGUUCCAGACGUUUAAAAAUUUGUUUACGCGGAAGAAAAGGAAAGAGCCGCAGAGUGCAGGAGCAGAAGAGGGUAUCAAGGGGAGCCAGUCGAGUGACAACGUCAGCAAAACGUCCGAGAAUCACGCACUCGCUCCUUCGGAGAAGGAGAAGGGUUCUGGGUCUAAGAGCAGCCUGGGCAACAAGGCCUUGUCACAUGACUCCGUUUUUGUCUCCGACUCAUCGGAAGCUAAUGAGGGUGUUGGAGCGUCUCAGGACAACAUUCACGGGAAAGUUAAAUCCCUACAGCUGCAGCUGAAGCAGGCCAUCAGGCUGGGCUCUCCUCCGUCCUUGAUGUGCGUGAAGAAGCCAGACGACGGCGGCACCAUGUCCGAGGACGACGGCCUGCCCUGCAGCCCGCCUGACUACACGCCUCUCCAUUCAGUCAAGAGCAAAGCUGAGAGGAGCAGCUCGAACAGUCUGCACGGAAUAGACAGCGACGAACAGCUUUCCUGCUCAGCCUCCAGCGGAGCCGUGAGCCCCCUGGUGGUUCCCGGGGACUUCAGCCAGCCGGCCAGUCCCUUCGUCUGUCUGGAUAACGCUGCCGCCAAGCACAAGCUGGGCCUGAGAUACAAAGCCUGCCACAAGAGGAAACCUGCCCGUAGGCUCGAGCUGAAAACGGAGGGGGACUCUGCGGCGGAGGAGGAGAUGACGGCCUCCGUAACAGAAGCAGAUGCUUUGGAGGAACGGGAACAGCAGAAGGCAGAAGAAGAAAGCGAGGAUCAGCUGAAGCCUCCAGCAGAAAGCGAAGAGGAGCAGGAGGAGCAGGAGGAGGAGGAGGAGGACAACCCAAAAAAGGAUUCCUCAAGAUUCCUUCCUGGGGAUAAAGAGGGAGAAGAUGAGCCGGAAGCAGAGCAGGAUGUUUCUCACGCCCCAGACGCUUCCUGUCCUCUGGACUCCAGUCUCUCGGAGGAGGAGGCCUCUGAUGAUCAGCAUGCUCCCUCCUCCAGUACCAGCUCCAGAUCCUCCUCUCUGGACACUCCCAGUGGUUCGCCAGAGCCCCCUGCUGGUCAGAAGGAGUCGCCGACACGUCCUCCAGGCUUCUCCAGCGCGGCUGACGACCGCUCUGAAAGUGGCUCUUCAUCGGGCGACGAAGACGCGGCGCAGGAAAGCAGGGAGGAUGAGAGCUCGUUCUUAGACGAGGUGCUGAGCUCCUUGAAGAGCUCUCGCUCGCCCGAUGUGGAGAUCAGCGGCGUUGUUCUGGAGAUGGAUGAGACGGAGGAGGAGGAGGAGGAAGAGGAGGAGGAAAAAGUGAUGGAGAUUGAUGAAAGAGUGGGGAUGAAGAGCGAGGAAGCAGAAGUGGCCCGGCCCACUGAUUGCGAGGCUGUUGUUUUGUGUUCGGUCAUGUCUGAUCACACUGCCCGGGAGGAAGAGGAGGAGGAGGAGGAGGAGGAGGAGGGUCUUCUUCGGUCUCCGCAAGAGGAAGACGUUGCACUAGAAGAGGAGCUGAAAAGCACUGAGGAGGAAGAGGAGGAGGAGGAGGAGGAGGAAAUAGUUGUGGAGCGAUUCAUUCAACUCAGUGAUGAGGAAGCUGGACAGGAAGAGGAGGCGGAAGAGGUUGAAUCGGAGGAAGUAAACGACGCGGUUUCCUCACAGGCUGUAGGCCAGGAGGAGACCGAAGAAGAAAAGAGCAAUGGUGAGGAAGAGGAGCCAGCAGAGGGGAGGAAGCAACCAGAAAUUGUCGAGGAAGUGUGGGACCACGGGGAAGAGGAAGAGGAAGGAGCGGAGGCCGAGGAGGAAGGGAAAGGGGAUGAAGAGGAAAUGACCGAGCUGAUCCAUGACCUGAAAGAUGAGGAGGUUCAGAGCGGCUCUCCUAUUCAGGGUCCAGGUGAAGGAGGCACACAUGACGCCGCCGCCACAGAUACCGAUGAUCAAACACUUUCCAGAACCAAUGAGGGCCGGGAAGAUGUCAGCGAGAACUCUGGAGCUGAAGAGGAAGUAGAAGAGGUCGAGCUCAAGGAUCACGAAUCAGAAGAGGAAGCAGAACAAGAAGUGGGAAGAAGCCCUUCAGAUGCACAUGAGGGUGGAGACGACCCGGCGCAGGAAAAGGAUGAACCCAGUCCCCUCGUAGAUGUGAAACCUGCAGAAGCCGAGGAACCAGGCGACGCUUUCCCCAAACUUCCUCCUCUGCUAAUUUCCGAGUCCCGUUCAGAGGGAAGUCCCCUCAGCUCCCCCAGUAAGACCUCUACCGUACACAUUAACCUGGUCUCCCCCACCUCAGAGAAACCCGCCUCUCCAUUCCAGCUGGGUCCAGCUGCUGCCAGUCCCAGAGACGCUGUCACAGAGUCUCUCAGUCCUGCGGUGGAGCCCCCAGAGUCAAACAGGCUGUCUGCUACCGAAGAGCACCCAGAGGCUGCGGAAGGUUCAGAGGGAAAAGAAGAGCGAUCUGUUCAGGAGCAGAGCGCAUCAGGCCCCGCGUCUGUGCAGGAGGCGCCGACGGAUCAGAGUAAGGUCCGCUUCACCAUCGCCCCCGCGUGGCAGAGGCUACAGACUCCCCCCGCCUCCCCGUCUGACGCACCCGCACCCCAAGAAGCCGAGGUGGAGCCUGCGGGUCUGAAGGAUGCGGAUGUGAACGCAGAAUCCGGCGGCCCGGUGAAGGCUGAGCCGGUGCUGAGUCCAGGCAGAGGGAGGAGCUCUGGGAGCUUCAGACUGCAGAGCUCUGCGCCGGCGUCUCCAGCCGAAGCCCACGCCGCAGCAGGAGCAUCAGAGAGCGCCGCAGGAGCGGAGGCGAACCCCGACAGUCCUUUCGGCGUUCGACUGAGGAAGACGUCGGCUCUGCUCCGGCUCAGCUCAGAAGAGGGGAAUUCGGAGGUUGAGUCGCCAACACAUGUACCCUCCUGUAAAGCUGCGUCACCCCAACCAAUCACCAGCAAGCCCUCCAUAAGCCACCCAACCAGCAACAAGCCCGCUCUUCCCAAAAAACCAGAUGUCCACGGGGACGCCGGGCUCAAGCUGAGACGGAUCUCAGAGCCGGCUGCUCCUCGAGGCGCGCCCGGUGGAUCGGACCCUCCCAGCUGGAUCUCUGUGGCCAAGCAGAAACAGAAGGUCUAUAAAGAAACCCCGCUGAACGAGAUGACGGUCAAGAAGGAGGAACAGGAGAAGAAGUCUGCGUUGCCCACCAGCGUCGGCUCGGCUGCCAGCAGGGAGCAGAGCACCAGCAAACCGGCCGAGCCCGCCAGCAAAGUUUCCGUAGAAAAGGAGACCAGAAGGACACAUUCUGCUCCUACUCCGGUGCCCCCUCAGCCUCCGAAGCCCCCGCUUCAGAAGCCGCAGGUUCCCCCCGCCCCGGCCAAACCUACGCCCCCGCCGGACUCCCCUCACACGUCCCCCCCGUCUCCCGCUCCAAGGUCGGCGCCCUUAAAGUCUCCCGCUCCCACAGCCCCGUCUCCUCUCUCCAAAACCCCGCCGGUCCCCUCCCUGUCCUUUUCGCCGAGAGCCCGCCCCGGAGAAGCCCGCUCCCAGAGCUCCGGGGCUCCCCAGGCAGCCCGCGGCCCCCCAGCGAGGCUCGCCUCCCCCCGCUCUGCCGCAGGACGAGCCCCCCUGGAUGGCGCUCGCCAAGAAGAAGGCCAAGGCCUGGAGCGAGAUGCCGCAGAUUGUUCAGUGACACCGGCCGUGGGUUGAAGAGGAAUAAAGCGCCGCACUUGAUUUGCACACCCGUUUUCCUAUAACGUCGGCUUCAGGCUUUCUGGCUGGUGAUUAACACGCACUCCCGCGGCUGAAAAGGGCCUCUGUUUAACCCCUCGCUUGCCCCACACGCGUUGCGCGGCCACGUCGUCUGCAGGGUUGGACCGCGGGUGUCCAUGUAUCCACGUUUCUUCAGAGCCCUGUCACCAUGAAAUAAGGUGCCCAGAUGAGACGCACACAGCUGUGAAGACGACCUUCUUAUCCAGCGAACAGUGCGGGAUCAUGGGAGAAAAUGCUUGGACGGCAGCUGAAGGAAGGUGAACGGACGAGCUGAACGUUGUAGAAAGGAAAUGUUAGACGUUGCUGCAUUUCUGCUAGUCAACUCUCAAACCCAUACCCCCCCCCC
Messenger RNA from Fundulus heteroclitus (mummichog), 4772 nucleotides. RefSeq names its product DUF4592 domain-containing protein. The transcript is spliced from 17 exons. NCBI's taxonomy places the organism in Eukaryota, Metazoa, Chordata, Actinopteri, Cyprinodontiformes, Fundulidae. The record is from RefSeq and is a predicted model, not a curated record. The coding region runs from base 560 to 4363 and encodes 1267 amino acids.